This is a messenger RNA of Pseudopodoces humilis (Tibetan ground-tit), 1047 nucleotides long. Its product is annotated as brain-specific homeobox/POU domain protein 3. Gene Ontology annotation, biological process: regulation of transcription by RNA polymerase II. NCBI's taxonomy places the organism in Eukaryota, Metazoa, Chordata, Aves, Passeriformes, Paridae. Gene Ontology annotation, molecular function: RNA polymerase II cis-regulatory region sequence-specific DNA binding; DNA-binding transcription factor activity, RNA polymerase II-specific. The record is from RefSeq and is a predicted model, not a curated record.
AUGAUGUCCAUGAACAGCAAGCAGGCGUUCAGCAUGCACCCCAUCCUGCACGAGCCCAAGUACCCGCACCUGCACACCAGCUCCGAAGCCAUCCGCAGAGCCUGCCUGCCCGCCCCCCAGAUCCAGGGGAACAUCUUUGCGGGCUUUGACGAGACGCUGCUGCGCGGGGCCGAGGCUCUGGCCGCCGUGGACAUCGUGUCGCAGAAAACGCACCCCUUCAAGCCCGACGCCACCUACCACACCAUGAGCAGCGUGUCCUGCACUCCUACCUCGUCCUCCGUCCACCUGCACCACCCGUCCGUGCUGACCACGCACCACCCGCACCACCACCACCACCACCAGCCCUCGCAGGGCCUGGACGGGGAGCUGCUGGAGCACCUCAACUCGGCGCUGCCCCUCGGAGGGGUGCCGGGCCCCGACGUGGGCUCCACGCCUUCGCACCCGCACUCCCACAUGUCCCACAUCAACCACAUGGCCCACCACUCCCAGCCCAUGAACGUGUCCCACCCUCACGGCCUCGCUUCCCACGCCGUCAUCUCCGGCCCCGAGACGGAGACGGACCCGCGGGAGCUCGAGUCCUUCGCCGAGCGCUUCAAGCAGAGGAGGAUUAAGCUGGGGGUCACCCAGGCCGACGUGGGCUCCGCGCUGGCCAACCUGAAGAUCCCCGGCGUGGGCUGCCUCAGCCAAAGCACCAUCUGCAGGUUCGAGUCGCUCACCCUGUCCCACAACAACAUGGUGGCCCUCAAGCCCAUCCUGGAAGCGUGGCUGGAGGAGGCCGAGAGGGCGCAGAGGGAGAAAAUGACCAAACCCGAGAUCUACACGGGGGGGGACAAGAAGCGCAAGCGCACGUCCAUCGCCGCCCCCGAGAAGCGCUCGCUCGAGGCCUAUUUCGCCGUCCAGCCCCGGCCCUCGUCCGAGAAGAUCGCCGCCAUCGCCGAGAAGUUAGACUUGAAGAAGAACGUGGUGCGGGUCUGGUUUUGCAAUCAGAGACAGAAGCAGAAAAGGAUGAAAUUUUCUGCCACCUACUGAGAAAAGGGGCUGGGGAGG